Messenger RNA from Leptosomus discolor (cuckoo roller), 1146 nucleotides. The record is from RefSeq and is a predicted model, not a curated record. NCBI's taxonomy places the organism in Eukaryota, Metazoa, Chordata, Aves, Leptosomiformes, Leptosomidae.
GGCUCGCUGGUCUUCCUGGUGAGCGGGCUGGCGGUGCUGGGCUAUGCAGCGGCCCUCAGUGCCCAGCCUACCUACCAGGGGGUCGUCCGGGUGGUGUGCGGGGUGGCGGUGGGGAAGCUUUGUGAGGUCUGCUUCCUCCUCAACCUCUUCAUGAUCUCCGUGGCCCUCCUCAGGGUGAUGGGUGACCAGCUGGAGAAAUUGUGCGACUCCCUAUAUCUCAACGGGACACUGAGUGGGGCUCCCCUGCCACCCCCCUGGUAUGUGGACCAGCGCUUCACACUCCCGGCUCUUUGUGUCCUCGUCAUUUUCCCACUCUCCGUCCCCAGGGAGAUCGGCUUCCAGAAGUACUCCAGCAUCCUGGGAACGCUGGCUGCCUGCUACCUCACCCUGGCCAUCGUCCUGAAAUACUACCUGCAGGCAGAGAGCCUGGGCUCGCCCGAGCCCCUCGAGCCCUCCAGGGCUUCCUCCUGGGCCUCCGUUUUCAGUGUCAUCCCCACCAUCUGCUUUGGCUUCCAGUGCCACGAGGCCUGUGUGGCCAUCUACAGCAGCAUGCGCAACCAGAGCUUUUCCCACUGGGUCGCUGUCUCCGUGCUCUCCAUGCUCAUCUGCCUGCUCAUCUACUCCCUCACUGGGCUUUAUGGCUACCUGACCUUUGGUGAGGCCGUGGCGUCCGACGUCCUGAUGUCCUAUCCAGGAAAUGACCCAGUUGUCAUCGUCGCACGCCUGCUCUUUGGCAUCUCCAUCGUCACCAUCUACCCCAUUGUGGUGCUGUUGGGCAGGUCGGUGGUGCGGGACAUGUGGGCGACCCCCAAGCGUGGGGCCACGGCGGUGCCUGAGGCACAUGAGCAACGGAGCCGGGUAGUGCUGACGGUCGCCUGGAUGGCUGCCACACUCGCCAUCGCCCUGUUUGUCCCGGACAUUGGCAAGGUCAUCGAGCUCAUUGGGGGCAUCAGUGCCUUCUUCAUCUUCAUCUUCCCAGGGCUGUGCCUGGUGUGCAUGACUGGGACCUGCACCCUUGGGCCACGCAAAAAACCCAUCGCCCCGGACACAGCUACACCGCUGGAUCCCAUUGUGGUUUUAUUUGACAUCACUGUCCCCGUUGUACAGCGGCUAAUAAAGACGGGACAGGGUAUCGGCGAGGGCCCU